Cucurbitaria berberidis CBS 394.84 is the source of this 672-nucleotide messenger RNA. RefSeq lists its product as uncharacterized. The record is from RefSeq and is a predicted model, not a curated record. Gene Ontology annotation, biological process: ubiquitin-dependent protein catabolic process; positive regulation of proteasomal ubiquitin-dependent protein catabolic process; protein polyubiquitination. The annotation marks the transcript as partial. Gene Ontology annotation, molecular function: ubiquitin conjugating enzyme binding; zinc ion binding; ubiquitin protein ligase activity. Gene Ontology annotation, cellular component: cytoplasm; ubiquitin ligase complex. Lineage: Eukaryota; Fungi; Ascomycota; Dothideomycetes; Pleosporales; Cucurbitariaceae. The transcript is spliced from 3 exons.
CGACACCUCCAACCAAAGGAAACUAAAGAUUGCAUCAUUUGCACUGACACUCGUUCACUCUCUCGUUUCCCUAGCCGUCCACCAUCAACUCAAUGCGCGCAUGAAGUAGAUGUUUGCCGGCGGUGCUUGAAGAAGUGGAUCCAAUCCGAAUCUGCUACCAAAAUCUGGGAUGAGAUCAACUGUCCUGUGUGCUCGAUGCGGCUGCAACACAAAGACAUGCGAGAGUUUGCAUCGCACGACGUGUUCCGUCGCACUCGUGCUACCCUCGAAGCUAUACCAGGCUUCCGUUGGUGCAUCACGAAAGGCUGCCAAUCAGGGCAAGUACAAGCACCAAGUAUCGCAAAAUUCCGUUGCGUGGCAUGUAAAAAGAUUCAUUGCGUCGAGCACAAUGUCGCAUGGCAUACGGGAGAGACAUGCAAGGAAUAUGACUACAGGACGAACAAAAAGCUGAAGCGAGCCGAAGAAGCAGCGAGUAAACAACUAAUCCUGGAGACGACGAAGAAGUGCCCCGGGUGCAAAAAGACUAUUGAGAAGAGUUAUGGGUGCGACCACAUGACCUGUUCGAGAUGUAAGCAUGAGUUCUGUUGGCAGUGUCUUGCACCGUAUGCGAAGAAGAACCGAGGUGGGGUGAUGCAUCAUCCGGGAUGUGAUUAUUAUGAUCCAGAAUGGGGA